CAGGGGCGGACUGACCAUUUGGAAACUUGGGCACUGCCCGAGGGCCCGGGGUCAGUAGGGGGCACCAUGAGAUGCCCCUGGUACCUUUUUCAUAGGCUUUUUUGAGUUUGGGUAAGGACACAGGGGCCCCAUGAUCCCUUAUUGCCCGGGGGGCCCCAUGAGUUGUCAGUCCGCCCCUGGUUACUUUGCACAAUCAAACUCCUUUUCUCAUCCACAAAUAUGUUUAUUGAAUGUAGCAGGUUACAGCAGAAAAUAGGAAGUGGCAAAUGAUUGAAAAGACCAU
Molecule: messenger RNA, 283 nt
Organism: Staurois parvus
Lineage: Eukaryota; Metazoa; Chordata; Amphibia; Anura; Ranidae
Source: the annotation of a GenBank genome assembly